CCAUCAAACGAAACUGAGUGCAAAAAGAAAACAAUCGGGGUAAAAAUGCAUUGCAAAUAAUGGCUAUUUUCCAAUUAAAUAACCAGUGAAAAGUGCAAUAAAACUGCAGCAAGUCUUAAAAUCAAAUAUGCAUUCUUCAAGUAUGUAGCUGCGGUCGAAAAUUCCUUACACGAAAAGAUUUUCGGGUGCAAAAGGAAAACAAAAUACAGCCAAACGCGAAUGUGAAUGUGAAACGCAAAGAGCAAAUUUCGUUGCAGCGCGCAAAGAGAGAGAGAUAACCUCAAGAUAAGCGGCAAACGCAACGCAAGAAGCAACCCAACGGCACGCACUGAUAAUCAAGUGACUUCGUUAGUGAUUCAGCAGCAGCAGCAGCAGCAGAGACAGCUGUAGAGGCAGAGGCAGCUUUAGCUGCCACCUUUGCUUAUCACUGGGCGGCGAGCAAGCAAUGUCGCACGGCAGCGCCGGCGCGCAAACUGUUGGCGGUGGCGGCAAUUUGGGCGGUGCGGCAGCAGCGGCAGCAGCUAAUACUGAAUAUCGCGAACUUCAUUGGACUGUCUCGAGUGUAAUGGACUCAUCACGCGUCUCCACCUGCCUUAUAUCGAUGCUCUUAAUUGUCUAUGGCAGCUUUCGCAGUCUCAAUAUAGAGCAGGAGGCACGAGAACGUGAACAAAAGAAGCGUAAUGAAUCCAUGACAAAUUUGCUAACUGGCGAGCAUGUGGAAAAGGAGCCAACGGAUAAGUUUGCUACAUUGGACACAAUGCAUGCGCUCUGCUUGCCACUCGGUGCUUCCAUAUCGCUGCUCAUCAUGUUUUUCUUCUUUGAUUCAAUGCAGCUGCUCUUCGCUGUGUGCACAGCUAUUAUUGCUACUGUGGCAUUGGCAUUUCUACUGCUGCCCAUGUGCCAAUAUAUCAUACGCCCCUGCACGGAUAACAAACGCUUUUCAUUCGGCGUUUGCGGGCGUUUUACGGCAGCGGAACUUUUCAGCUUUACCCUAUCUGUAUCAAUUGUCUGUGUUUGGGUACUCACUGGUCACUGGCUGCUAAUGGAUGCCAUGGGCAUGGGCUUGUGCGUAGCUUUCAUUGCAUUUGUACGGCUGCCCAGUUUAAAGGUGUCCACUUUGCUGCUGACUGGACUGCUGAUUUAUGACGUAUUUUGGGUAUUCCUCUCGUCAUAUAUAUUUAGCACAAAUGUGAUGGUCAAGGUGGCCACACGACCCGCCGAGAAUCCUGUGGGCAUUGUGGCGCGCAAAUUGAAUUUGGGCGGCAUUGUGCGGGACACACCAAAACUGAAUUUGCCGGGCAAAUUGGUUUUUCCCAGCAUACACAAUACCGGGCAUUUCUCAAUGCUCGGUCUAGGUGAUGUGGUUAUGCCGGGACUGCUUCUAUGUUUCGUGCUGCGCUAUGAUGCAUAUAAAAAAUCUCAAGGCGUUACCUCUGACCCAACGCUAUCACCGCCAAAAGGGGUCGGCUCCAGGUUGACAUAUUUUCAUUGUUCCUUAUUGGGCUAUUUUCUGGGUCUACUAACAGCAACUGUCAGCUCGGAGGUGUUUAAGGCGGCGCAGCCUGCUCUGCUGUACUUAGUGCCGUUUACGUUGUUGCCGCUGCUACUAAUGGCAUAUCUUAAGGGUGAUUUGCGUCGCAUGUGGAGCGAACCGUUCAUUACGCAUCCAUCAUCAAAACAAAUGGAAGUCUGAGUGUGCUCUAUCUUAAUGCCGAUUUAAACAAAAUGAGAAACAGAACACAAAACAAAAACUUUAAAGUUUAAACACUAAAGAUUCUCCCUAAACAUACGUAUCUUUCAACAAUACGUAUUAUCGUUAAUUUUGAAAUUAAACUGCAUCAUUCUUCGUAUUAGUGAAGUAAUUGCAUAAGCCGAAUAAUAAAUGUACGUAGGUCUUAGCAUAAGUGAGAUUAAUUCAAAAGCAAAUGUUCAA
Molecule: messenger RNA, 1933 nt
Organism: Drosophila busckii
Lineage: Eukaryota; Metazoa; Arthropoda; Insecta; Diptera; Drosophilidae
Gene: SppL
Product: signal peptide peptidase-like 3
Exons: 7
Coding region: 446-1693 (415 amino acids)
Biological process (GO): membrane protein proteolysis
Cellular component (GO): cytoplasmic side of endoplasmic reticulum membrane; Golgi-associated vesicle membrane; lumenal side of endoplasmic reticulum membrane
Molecular function (GO): aspartic endopeptidase activity, intramembrane cleaving
Source: RefSeq, a predicted model, not a curated record